AUGAUGAGUGUCUGGCGCCUACCGGUGCAUUUUGCAAGGUUGGCUUGCUACGCCUUCGUGAUACUUGGAUUUCCAGUGGAGUGUGUACGACCCGCUGCAGACUCCGUACUGGCAAAAGAGGCUCUCAUCGAUGAUGUAUGCUGCUGCAAAACGCAGAUGGAGAAAGGUUUCUCCAACUCCACGCUGUUGCCCAUAAAGGACUGGAAGUGCAGCGCCAUGAAACAAAUCCGACCAGACCGUCCUUUCUGGUGGCAUCCAAGCGGCGAUUCCGGGAAGUGCUGCUGGACCAGUGGAUACACCUGCGGAUCCACUCUGGGUGUCGUCACAGCCGCCGGCCAUUUCAAGGUUUGCACGAAAGCCGGGAAAAUCUUGCUGGGAGGUGCCUUCGAUGACGUUAUAGAAGACCUCGAUGUUGGCAAGAGCAUGUCAAGGGUCCCGGCAGGAGUUUCCGCAGCAGUGACCGACGCAAGUGUGCGGCCUUCCUGGAAGUUCAACGACGGGAAGAUGACAUCGGGAUGGAUGCAUCUUAAGAAGGACGGAAAGGGCGAGCUGGUUUCUGUUGAGGAUGUCACCGCUGCACCGGAAGGUGACUUCUACAUGAAAGCAGAUGUGAAUCUCGAGAAAGAAGUCCCGGACUGCGAAUGA
This is a messenger RNA of Symbiodinium sp. CCMP2592, 645 nucleotides long. The record is from the annotation of a GenBank genome assembly. NCBI's taxonomy places the organism in Eukaryota, Dinophyceae, Suessiales, Symbiodiniaceae.